Dothidotthia symphoricarpi CBS 119687 is the source of this 1483-nucleotide messenger RNA. Its product is annotated as esterase/lipase. Lineage: Eukaryota; Fungi; Ascomycota; Dothideomycetes; Pleosporales; Dothidotthiaceae. The record is from RefSeq and is a predicted model, not a curated record. Gene Ontology annotation, molecular function: hydrolase activity. The transcript has a single exon. Bases 365 to 1378 code for a protein of 337 amino acids.
UGCACAACCCCGUCACGACGUCGUACCUACCUUGUAUCUAUUCACACGCUUCGCUCGAGUACCAGAGAUAUCCAGCUCUGUCAAGAUGUUGUCUUGUGGUGAUGCUAGUUAGCCUUUGGCCAACUGCGCUGCUUAGAUUAUCUAUGCUGCAAAACCAACGACGCCACUCCGAUCGCGUCAAAAGUCAAUGACGCGCUAGACCGACGCGUAGGCGACGAUGUCCUUCAUGCUACACGAUCUCACGCUUCUUUCUGCGAUUUAGUACCAUAAUGUGUAAAACGUGGCAUUCUUUCCUCUCGUCAAGUCAACUUCUCUUUCCACAUCUUCCAGAUACUCCAAAUUUCUCAACUCCAGAUACACGAACAUGACGGAAACGCAUCAAACCCACAAAGAUGUCUCAUCCAUCCGAGUCACCCACCGCGAUGACCGCUCUCUACCCAUGUCCCUAGUCCUCUUCCUCGUCCGUUGUUUCCGCAGCCAGCUCAACAGCGGCACCCCCAAGCACAGCGACGGCUCGAUAGAAUUCAGCCCCUCGAAAUCACACUUGAGCUCCUGCACGCUUUCCAAAAGAACAGUCUGCGACGUGCACAUAUACGACGUCGUCCCACCCAACAAGCCCACAAAAGGUCCGGAGAAGCGCAUAUACUACUUCGCCGGCGGAUCGUGGCAAGAACCACCUUCAAGCCAGCACUGGAAGAUCUGCGCCAAAAUGGCCAAAGACAUGCCCGAGGCCACCGUCUCCAUGGUAUCAACACCCCUCGCGCCGAACAACCCCGCGCCCAGCUCGUUCCCGUGGUGCAUGAAGCUGUACCGUGCGCUGAUGGCGGCAGCAGACGAAGCAGGCGAGAGAGUCAUACUCGCUGGAGAUUCAUCAGGGGCCAACAUCGCGCUAAGCCUCGUGCUGGAAGCUCUGCGGGAGGACGCUGAAAACAUGGCCAGCACCGGCCUCGACAUGCAGCAAAUACCCCACGCCAUGGCCGUCAUGGCCAUCAGUCCGUCGACGGACCUCACGCGCAAAAACCCCGAUAUACAGAAAAUCGCACCCCACGAUCCGCUUUUGACGCCUGAUGUGAUCAAGCAGACGGCGAAGGCGUGGCAUGCGGAUUGGGAUCCGGCGGAUCGCAGGGUGUCGCCGGUUAAUGCUGAUGUUUCGUUACUGGCCAGGCGCGGCGUCAAGGUCCAUGGGGUGACGGCUGGUUACGAUGUGCUGAGCCCCGAUGGAAUUAUAUUCCGUGAUAGUUGCGCGAGGGAAGGUGUAAAGGGUGAGUGGCUGCAGUGGGAGAAGCAGAUGCAUUGUUUUGUCCUGAUGAUGCCGUAUGGCAUCCGGGAGGCAAAGGAAGCGGUGGAAUGGGUGGUUGAUGUACUGAGGAAGGAGUAGGUGGUGGUGGUGGCUGUUCGAUGUCAUAGAUACCCCUCGCAUAUGUUUGAUGUUAGACCGGUCUAUUGCUGUAUGGUAAUUCUUAAUAUUAUACAUCUAUUCUGA